This is a messenger RNA of Nerophis lumbriciformis (worm pipefish), 2213 nucleotides long. Its product is annotated as 5-hydroxytryptamine receptor 7. Gene Ontology annotation, biological process: positive regulation of MAPK cascade; smooth muscle contraction; chemical synaptic transmission. NCBI's taxonomy places the organism in Eukaryota, Metazoa, Chordata, Actinopteri, Syngnathiformes, Syngnathidae. The record is from RefSeq and is a predicted model, not a curated record. Gene Ontology annotation, molecular function: G protein-coupled serotonin receptor activity. Gene Ontology annotation, cellular component: plasma membrane.
UCCAGGAACGGGACCAUGAUCGACGAGCGGCUCGGCACGGGACCUCCGGACCUGCCGGUGCCGUUCGGGCAACUCACGUCGCGCCUACUGGACGCGGUCGCCUCGGCGGAGGCGGAGUCCAACGGCACCGGCUGCGGGGAGCCCACGCUGAGCCGCAGCCGCGCAGAGAAGGCGGUGAUCGGGUCGGUGCUGACGCUGCUCACGCUGUGCACGGUGGGCGGCAACCUGCUGGUGGUCAUCUCGGUGUGCGCCGUCAAGAAGCUGCGGCAGCCGUCCAACUACUUGAUCGUCUCCCUGGCCGCCGCGGACCUUUCCGUGGCCGUGGCCGUCAUGCCGUUCGUCAACGUCACGGACCUGAGCGGCGGCCGCUGGAGGUUCGGCCGCUGGUUCUGUAACGUCUUUAUCGCCAUGGACGUCAUGUGCUGCACCGCCUCCAUCUUGACCCUGUGCGCCAUCAGCAUCGACAGGUAUUUGGGCAUCACCAAGCCGCUGACGUAUCCGGUCCGUCAAAAUGGCCGCUGCAUGGCCUUGACAGUGGCGUGGGUGUGGCUGCUGUCGGCCUCCAUCACCCUCCCCCCCUUCUUCGGCUGGGCCCAGAACGUCAACGACGGGCGCGUGUGCCUCAUCAGCCAGGGCGUGGGCUACACCGUCUACUCCACCGCCGUGGCCUUCUACAUCCCCGUGUCCGUCAUGCUCUUCACCUACUCGCGCAUCUACCGCGCCGCCAAGCUCAGCGCCGCCAAGCACACCAUCGCCGCCUUCCCCCGCGAAGAGUCGUCCGCGGAGACGGGGAGCGCACGGGAGACGGAGGAGGAGGAAGUGGACUGCGUGGCGGCGGUGUUGAAGCUGCAGCGGGAGGUGGAGGAUGAGUGCGGCCAGCGCGUUUCCCGCUUCCUCAAGAGCGGCGAACAGCGGCGGCGCGGCAGGAAGAACCAGUCCGUCUUCAAGCGGGAGCAGAAGGCGGCGGCCACGCUGGGCAUCGUGGUGGGCGCCUUCAUCGUGUGCUGGCUGCCCUUUUUCCUGCUGUCCACCACCAGGCCCUUCGUGUGCGGCACGGCGUGCGGCUGCGUGCCGCUGUGGCUGGAGAGGACGCUGCUGUGGCUGGGCUACGCCAACUCGCUUAUCAACCCCUUCAUCUAUGCCUUCUUCAACCGGGACCUUCGCGCCACCUACGCCAACCUGCUGCGCUGCCGCUACCGCAACAUCAACCGCCAGCUGUCCGCCGCCGGCGUGCACGAGGCGCUCAAGAUAGUGUACGAGCCCCGCCUUGCCGUGCGACCGCCGUGAUGUCACGCGCUCCUCUACGGCGUGGAAUUACUGCCAAAACUACACAAAAAGGUUUUACUCAAAACAACAGUUUCUUCAAUUAAAAAUACGAUUCAUUAAUAUAAAAAAUAUUUUCUAUUCAAUCAAAAAAAUGAUUGGCAAGUAAAAACAAUGUUCUUCAAAUAAAAAAACAUUUGCAAAUAAAAAAAAAGAUUUUCCUCAAUUAAAAAUUCAAUUUUAAAAAACAAAAUUUAUUUCAUUAACAAUACGAAUCGCAAAUAUGAAAACAAUUUCUAAAAAAUGAAAAAAAAAAAAAAAAUUCGCAGGUUAAAAAAAAAUUCUGCAAACAAAACAAUUUGCCAGUAAAAAUCUAUUUUUCUUCAUUUAAAAAUACGAUUCAUUAAUAUUAAAAAUAUUUUCUAUUCAAUCAAAAAAAACGAUUGGCAAGUAAAAACAAUGUUCUUCAAAUAAAAAAACAUUUGCAAAUAAAAAAAAGAUUUUCCUCAAUUAAAAAUUAAAUUUUAGAAACACAUUUAUUUCAUUAACAAUAUGAAUCGCAAAUAUAAACACAUUUUCUAUUCAAUGGAAAAAACGAUUCGAAGGUAAAAAAAAAUAAAUCUGCAAAUAAAAACGAUUCGCCUUUAAACUUUUUUUUUCUGCAAUUAAAAAAACGAUUUGCAAGUAUAAAAACAAUUUUCGGCAAUUGAAACAACGAUUUUCAAGUAUAAAAACAAUUUACAUGUAUAAAAAUUGUUUUUGGCAAUUAAAAAAAUAAAUCGCAAAUCUAAAAAUUGUGUGCAAUUAAAAAACUAUUUGCAAAUAUAAAAGCGACUUUCUUCAAUUAAAAAAAAUGAGUGGCAAGUGUAAAAAACAUUAUAUUCAAUUAAAGUGAUUUGCAAGUAUGAAAACAUUUUUUUUCUAUUAAAAAAACAUGGGCAAAUAAAAAC